Molecule: messenger RNA, 1974 nt
Organism: Tribolium castaneum (red flour beetle)
Lineage: Eukaryota; Metazoa; Arthropoda; Insecta; Coleoptera; Tenebrionidae
Product: cyclic AMP response element-binding protein A
Exons: 5
Coding region: 258-1376 (372 amino acids)
Biological process (GO): regulation of transcription by RNA polymerase II
Molecular function (GO): DNA-binding transcription factor activity, RNA polymerase II-specific; cAMP response element binding
Source: RefSeq, a predicted model, not a curated record
UAAUGCGCAGGACGACACCAAACCUCACUCACUACCGCUCACUUCCACCACACAUUCAAACUCCUUUCAGAUCUCGUUUCCGUCGCGUGUUUCAUCGCCGAUUUUUCGGUAAAAACACCGGCUAGAACCCACCCCCGGACCCAAACGAACCCACCCGAAAAAAAGGGGCGUGUUAGCCCCACGUGUGUCAUGACCAUAUGGGAAUUGGUGCAGUGAGUGUUGAAAUAAUCGAAUAAAAAAUCAAUCAAGCGAAAAAAAUGGAAGUGUUUCCGCUAAUUGGGCCAAACGACGAUUUCAAAGAAUUGUGGGAGGCUGACUUGGACCCGACGAUGCAAGAAGUGCUCCGUUUGAACGCAGCAGGCGAUGUGGAAUGGAGUUAUAUGGAAAAGGAUUUACCUGGGGUUAUAAUACACGAUCGACUCAUGACAGAUGCAGCCCUUGGUACAAGACCCAUAAAAACCGAACAUUCGUAUAGUUUAGCAUCGGAUGGGGAUUCACUGCCCGACUCGCCCAUUUCCCAUAAUAAACUAGAAGAAAUGGACGACGAGUGCUUUUCCCUGCCUUUGAAAAAAGACACGAUAACGAUAAAAGACGAACCGUUGAGCGAGUCCGACUCCUCCUCAUGCCCCUCCUCCCCGCAGUCCAGCUUCAUGAACACGAGCGAAUUGCAUUUCGACGUUGAAAUGGUAACCACGCCCCCAUUCACACACCAGCCACGCCUAACCACAAACUUACAGAAACCCACCAGCCAAUCACUACUCAAACCCUCCUCAAACGUCAUCAUCAGUUCGCCACAUAACGUCAUACCUCAGCGUAUUAUGCCAAAAUUGAACAUUAAAAUCGAACCGGGACACGGCUUCCACCUGCCCCCGACUCCGCCAUCGUGCAGCAGCAGCGAAGACAGCGAAGACAACGCCACCAUAUCGCAACCCCCCUCCCCCAACGUGCGCAAAACCAAUACGAGAGUGAUCAUGAGUCACGCGACCCGACAACCGAUACACACACCCCUGAUCAGCAGCCAACCGAAAGGAUCAACGGGGACCCUAGUUUUGACAGACGAGGAGAAACGGACGCUCAUUGCCGAGGGGUACCCCGUCCCCACCAGGCUGCCGCUCACCAAAGCUGAGGAAAAGUCACUAAAGAAAAUUCGAAGGAAAAUCAAAAAUAAGAUUUCGGCGCAAGAGAGCCGCCGAAAAAAGAAAGAGUACAUGGACCAGCUCGAGCGCAAGGUCGAAAAUUUGGUGUCGGAGAACAACGAAUAUCGCAGCAAAAUCGAGAGUCUUGAGGAUUCAAACACGAACUUAUUGAAUCAGCUCCAAAAGUUGCAAGCAAUCGUCGCGCGAACACACCCACAGUUGAUCAAACAGAUCAAGUAGGCUCCGAGUACAAAAAAAAGUCUUCCAUCAACAUUCCACAAACCAAAGUUUAUUAUAGUGCGGCUCAAAUAUUUUUGUACUUAAUUAGCUGUAUAUAAAGCGUGUGCCUUAAAUUUUUCUAUUGGGACCAUUGUAUUUAUUCGACUGAUUCGAUCCAAGAUGGCGUGCAAUGUACAUAUACUAUAUGUUUACGAAGUGUUGCAUUUUAUCAGAGUUUCUAUUUUAUAUAUGAAUGUUACUAGAGUUUAGCGAAUUUUUUUAAAUGAUGGGUUUAGAUAUAAUAUAACGUUUCCUCGUCUGUUUUAGGUAUGAGUGUCACGUCAAUAUGUUCCAAGUGUUGAUUAAUUAAUUAAUUUAAUUAAUUUUUAUUAUAUUUAUUAUUGUCUUAAAGGCAGGUGCCUUAUUCAUGCAGUUUCUAUGGCAUGAGAGGUUUUUAACACAUUGUUUUUUGUGUGCAAUUUUACUCCGAGUUUUGGGGUUUUUACUUCUUUUUUGUCAUUUUAUAGUGAUGAUCGUCUUGCUUUUAUCGCACUGUGGGUACCAAUAGUGUCUAUUAUUGUAACGUUUUGAUUGAAAUAAAUAACAAAGCAAACGAAAA